Molecule: messenger RNA, 207 nt
Organism: Rotaria socialis
Lineage: Eukaryota; Metazoa; Rotifera; Eurotatoria; Philodinida; Philodinidae
Source: the annotation of a GenBank genome assembly
AUGGAUCAAGUACAACCAUACAUCCAAUCAUUCAUUCAAUUUUUUAAGGAUUCAUUCCGUUUAAUUAAAAAAUGUACCAAACCCGAUCGAAAAGAAUAUCAAAAGAUCGCUAUGGCAACAGCAAUUGGAUUUGCUAUCAUGGGUUUUAUUGGUUUUUUUGUGAAACUUAUUCACAUUCCAAUCAAUAACAUCAUUGUGGGCUCAUAA